Molecule: messenger RNA, 1395 nt
Organism: Amphimedon queenslandica
Lineage: Eukaryota; Metazoa; Porifera; Demospongiae; Haplosclerida; Niphatidae
Product: trichohyalin-like
Exons: 7
Coding region: 122-1270 (382 amino acids)
Source: RefSeq, a predicted model, not a curated record
ACUAUGAUUAUAACAUAUACCAGUAACUAAUGGUUGUUGUAUAGGAGAGGCUGAUAAGAGUGAUGAGAAUGUUAAAAGGCUCGUCAUUUAUCUUCCUAAGAGUGUCAAUUUAGAGUUUUUUAUGAUGCGAUCAAAGCUUUGGCAGACAUUCAACAAAGUGGAAUCAAUCAUAAUGAGCAACCCUCAGUCUCUAUCUGUUGAUAUUAUCAAACAUGUACUGAUGGGUAGAUACAACAUGACAUUAAUGCCUCAGUUAGCUCAGUGUAAAGAUACCAGUGACAUUCUAUUAUUAGUACAAGAGAAUAGUUCACUUGAUGAUAUAAGUAUGUUGGAGUGUCUUGUUACUUUCUUUAAUAUACAUGAGGCUAAGCCAGCUAUAAAGGAAUAUACACAAGAUAUUGAGAAAUUAAAACUGAAACUUUGUCAAUAUUUGGAAGAAGAGCUUUUAAAAGCAUCAUCAAUAAUUAAGUAUGUUACGAUUUUCGUUGAUGAAGAUGCUCACUAUUUAAAACUUGAAGAUGUAGAGAGACUGUCAUCAGCUGUAUUAUCCCGUUACAUAAAAUUAAAUGUCAUUAGAGAUGUCUGUUAUGAUGAUUAUGAUGAUUAUUAUUAUGAUAGUAUGUGGUAUGAUUGGGAAACAGAAUCAUUGACUGAUAUUGAUGUGGGCCCUACUGUACAAAGUAAAUAUACCACACUAACAACUGAAGUACCAGCAGGAACAACAGAACCAGUGAGCCAUUCUUACCAGGAGGAGGAAGACACAAAGGAUGAGGAUCAAGUUAUGUUGCUACAGGAGAAAGUUGAAAGUAUUCAAAAGCAACUGGAGGAAGAAAAGGAACUCCAUGAAAAAGAGAAACAAUUUCAUGAACAAGUUAUAAAGAAAUACAAAGAAGAGAUACUUCAACAGAAAAGGGACCUCAUUUUAAAAGAAGAGAGAAUAGCAACACUUGCUGAACAACAGGAGGAAGUUAUGAAACGCAAGACAGAACGAUAUGAAGAAUCAAGAUCAGACAAUAAUCUUACUCAUAAACAACUGGAGGAACUACAAAAGAAAUUAAAGGAAGAGGAACAAACAUCCUCCAACUUCAUGAAACAAAAAGAAUAUGCUCUAAGAGAGAAAGAGAAACUACAAGUAAAGAUUGAUGAUCUUCAACAAGAUUUAGAACUACAGCAAGCUAAAGAUCACAAAGAAGUAUCAGUUCAAUGUGACUACACUAUCACUGAGUCAGGUUUACAUGAAUUACCUACUGGACAUAUAUACAAUGAAUAAUGAUGAAGAAAACGAUAUUAAUGUAAAAGAUUCAAAUGAUGAAGUUGAGACUCAAACUGAAACUGAAAACAAAGAAAUACAAACAACACAAACAACUCUUGAGAAAGAAAUUCAGUUCAACUAUC